This is a messenger RNA of Odocoileus virginianus texanus, 4453 nucleotides long. NCBI's taxonomy places the organism in Eukaryota, Metazoa, Chordata, Mammalia, Artiodactyla, Cervidae. The record is from RefSeq and is a predicted model, not a curated record.
CCGGGGGAGGGUCGGGAGACAUCUCCAGGGCCCCGGGGCUCUGCGGAGCUGAGAAGAGGUUCCGGAGGGGAAUGGUACAUCUGGAUUCCAGCAGCCGCGGCUCGGCGCCAGAUCCCAGACUGUAGAGAUUUUGGCGGGGGAGGGGAGAGCGCGAAGGAGCGAGCGACAGAGAGAGCGCGCAGCGCGCACGGACCGGGGCUGCCGGGUUCCGCGCGGAGAAGAUGUAAGCGCGUGGAGUCGAGCUGGUCUCCGAGCACCAUGCAGAAGGGGAUCCGGCUGAACGAUGGCCACGUCGCGUCCCUGGGGCUGCUGGCGCGCAAGGACGGAACGCGCAAAGGCUACCUGAGCAAGCGGAGUUCGGACAACACAAAAUGGCAAACCAAGUGGUUCGCGCUGCUGCAGAACCUGCUCUUCUACUUCGAGAGCGACUCGAGCUCGCGGCCCUCAGGGCUCUACCUGCUGGAGGGCUGCGUCUGCGACCGCGCGCCCUCCCCCAAACCUACGCUCUCGGCCAAGGAGCCGCUGGAGAAACAGCACUAUUUCACAGUUAACUUCAGCCACGAGAACCAGAAAGCCUUGGAGCUGAGGACAGAGGACGCCAAGGACUGUGAUGAGUGGGUGGCGGCCAUCGCUCACGCCAGCUACCGGACCCUGGCCACGGAGCACGAGGCACUGAUGCAAAAAUACCUGCACCUGCUGCAGAUCGUGGAGACUGAGAAGACGGUGGCCAAGCAGCUGCGGCAGCAGAUUGAGGACGGGGAGGUGGAGAUCGAGCGACUGAAGGCAGAGAUCGCAUCUCUGCUCAAGGACAAUGAGCGCAUCCAGUCCACCCAGACCGUCACCCCCAACGACGAAGACAGUGACAUCAAAAAAAUCAAGAAGGUGCAGAGCUUCCUGCGGGGCUGGCUGUGCCGGCGCAAGUGGAAGACCAUCAUCCAGGACUACAUCCGGUCGCCGCACGCGGACAGCAUGCGCAAAAGGAACCAGGUUGUGUUCAGCAUGCUGGAGGCCGAGGCCGAGUACGUGCAGCAGCUGCACAUCCUGGUGAACAACUUCCUGCGCCCGCUGCGGAUGGCCGCCAGCUCCAAGAAGCCCCCCAUCACGCACGACGACGUCAGCAGCAUCUUCCUGAACAGGUGCGUGCUCAUCACACCCUGGGUCUUGGAACACACUGCCCCCACCCACUUCUGCGCUAUUGAGAACUUUCUGUUGUGGGUGAGCCCAGACUCCCCUCUUGCUGGCGAAGUGCCUCCCCUCUUUCUGGCCGACCUGUUCGACAUCCUGCUGCCCAUGCUCAACAUCUACCAGGAGUUCGUGCGCAACCACCAGUACAGCCUGCAGAUCCUGGCGCACUGCAAGCAGAACCGUGACUUCGACAAGCUACUCAAGCACUAUGAGGCCAAGCCCGACUGCGAGGAGAGGACGCUGGAGACCUUCCUCACCUACCCCAUGUUCCAGAUCCCCAGAUACAUCCUGACACUGCACGAGCUCCUGGCACACACCCCUCAUGAGCACGUGGAGCGCAACAGCCUGGACUAUGCCAAGUCCAAACUGGAAGAGCUGUCCAGGAUAAUGCACGAUGAAGUCAGUGAGACCGAGAACAUCCGGAAAAACCUGGCCAUUGAACGCAUGAUCAUUGAAGGCUGCGAGAUCCUUCUGGACACCAGCCAGACCUUUGUGAGACAAGGUUCCCUCAUCCAGGUGCCCAUGUCCGAGAAGGGCAAGAUCACCAGGGGGCGCCUGGGGUCCCUGUCCCUGAAGAAGGAGGGCGAGAGGCAGUGCUUCCUGUUUUCUAAGCACCUGAUCAUCUGCACCAGAGGCUCUGGCGGAAAGCUUCACCUAACUAAGAGCACNGGAGUCAUAUCCCUCAUUGACUGCACCUUGCUGGAGGAGCCGGAGAGCACAGAGGAAGAAGCCAAAGGGUCUGGCCAAGAUGUAGACCACUUGGAUUUCAAGAUCGGGGUGGAGCCAAAGGAUUCACCACCCUUCACGGUCAUCCUCGUGGCCUCGUCCAGACAGGAGAAGGCGGCAUGGACUAGUGACAUCAGCCAGUGUGUGGAUAACAUCCGGUGCAACGGGCUGAUGAUGAACGCCUUUGAGGAAAACUCCAAGGUCACGGUGCCACAGAUGAUCAAGUCCGACGCUUCCUUGUAUUGUGAUGACGUGGACAUUCGCUUCAGCAAAACCAUGAACUCCUGCAAAGUGCUGCAGAUCCGGUACGCCAGCGUGGAGCGGCUACUGGAGCGACUGACCGACCUGCGCUUCCUGAGCAUCGACUUCCUCAACACCUUCCUGCACUCUUACCGCGUCUUCACCACCGCCGUUGUGGUCCUGGACAAGCUCAUCACCAUCUACAGGAAGCCCAUCAGUGCCAUCCCCGCCAGGUCACUGGAGCUCUUGUUCGCCAGUGGCCAGAACAACAAGCUCCUGUACGGGGACCCCCCCAAGUCCCCGCGUGCCACCCGCAAGUUCUCCUCACCACCGCCCCUGUCCAUCACCAAGACGUCAUCGCCCAGCCGCCGGCGGAAGCUCUCCCUCAACAUCCCCAUCAUCACAGGCGGCAAGGCCCUGGAUCUGGCUGCGCUCAGCUGUAGCUCCAACGGCUACACCAGCAUGUACUCGGCCAUGUCACCCUUUGGUAAAGCUACUCUGGACCCCAGCAAGCUCUACGUGUCCAGCAGCUUCGCCAACAAGAUCCCAGAUGAGGGUGACACUGCCACCGAGAAGUCCGAAGAGCCCUCUGCCCUCAGCAAGCAGAGCUCAGAAGUCUCCAUGAGGGAAGAGUCAGACAAUGAUCAAAACCAGAGUGACGAUGGUGACGCUGAGACAUCCCCCACCAAAUCUCCAACAACACCAAAAUCGGUCAAAAGCAAAAACUCCUCAGAGUUCCCCCUCUUCUCCUACAAUAAUGGAGUGGUCAUGACCUCCUGUCGUGAGCUGGACAGUAACCGCAGCGCCCUGUCAGCAGCCUCUGCCUUCGCAAUAGCAACUGCGGGUGCCAACGAGGGCACCCCGAACAAGGAGAAGUACCGGAGGAUGUCCUUGGCCAGUGCAGGCUUCCCCCCCGACCAGAGAAACGGAGACAAGGAAUUUGUGAUUCGCAGAGCAGCCACCAACCGCGUCCUGAACGUGCUCCGACACUGGGUGUCCAAGCAUUCUCAGGACUUUGAGACCAACGACGAGCUCAAAUGCAAGGUCAUCAGCUUCCUGGAGGAGGUCAUGCAUGACCCAGAGCUCCUGACCCAGGAGCGGAAGGCUGCGGCCAAUAUCAUCAGGACUCUGACCCAGGAUGACCCGGGUGACAACCAGAUCACACUGGAGGAGAUCACACAGAUGGCUGAAGGCGUGAAGGCCGAGCCCUUUGAAAACCACUCAGCCCUGGAGAUUGCGGAGCAACUGACCCUGCUGGACCACCUCGUCUUCAAGAAGAUCCCUUAUGAGGAGUUCUUCGGACAAGGGUGGAUGAAAUUGGAAAAGAAUGAGAGGACCCCUUAUAUCAUGAAAACCACUAAGCAUUUCAAUGAUAUCAGUAACUUGAUUGCUUCAGAAAUCGUCCGCAACGAGGACAUCAAUGCGAGGGUGAGCACGAUCGAGAAGUGGGUGGCCGUGGCCGACAUAUGCCGAUGCUUACACAACUACAAUGCUGUUUUGGAGAUCACCUCAUCCAUGAACCGGAGCGCAAUCUUCCGGCUGAAAAAGACUUGGCUUAAAGUCUCUAAGCAGACUAAAGCUUUGAUUGACAAGCUCCAAAAGCUUGUGUCAUCAGAGGGCAGAUUUAAGAAUCUGAGAGAAGCUCUGAAAAAUUGCGACCCGCCCUGUGUCCCUUACCUGGGGAUGUACCUCACUGACCUGGCCUUCAUCGAAGAGGGUACGCCCAACUACACGGAGGACGGCCUGGUCAACUUCUCCAAGAUGAGAAUGAUAUCUCACAUCAUCCGAGAGAUCCGCCAGUUUCAACAAACUGCCUACAAGAUCGAGCACCAAGCAAAGGUAACGCAGUAUUUACUGGACCAAUCUUUUGUAAUGGAUGAAGAAAGCCUCUACGAGUCUUCUCUCCGAAUAGAACCAAAACUCCCCACCUGAAGCUGGUACACAGCCCAGAUCCAGCCGCUCCCAUGGACACGUGCUAUAUGAUACUGUACAUAGUCGUUUGGUUUCUCUGGGUUUUCUUCUUUAGUAUGUGCUUCUCCAAGAAACAAAUCCGUUCUUGUUCUUAGAUUACCAUAGAACCAGAAUAUGAAUUUCUGCACCGUUUAAGACUUGGUCUGCCCGCCCCACCCCUCGUCUCCUGCAGUGCCUGGUUCUUUUCAUCAACCAUCCUUUCAGUCUGUCCUUCCCAGCCCGUUACUCUUCUCCAAAGGGAAAACAGACCCCGCGCAUACACAACUCUUAGGCACCUGUCCUGCUUCUGUCUGCCCCCAGCCCAGGCCUCUGGGCUGAGUUGGCCAGGCAA